Messenger RNA from Suillus clintonianus, 657 nucleotides. RefSeq names its product NADH dehydrogenase 1 alpha subcomplex. NCBI's taxonomy places the organism in Eukaryota, Fungi, Basidiomycota, Agaricomycetes, Boletales, Suillaceae. The coding region runs from base 101 to 358 and encodes 85 amino acids. The record is from RefSeq and is a predicted model, not a curated record. The transcript has 4 exons.
GAACCGGAACAAACGAGACCAAAUAAACCUGAGACGCCGACCUCGCAAACGGCCAACUCAAAUACAUAUCACACUUCUGGUCACUGAAUCACACAACACAAUGCCUGUCCCAUGGGAAGCUCUCAUUCCGUUCGGCCUGCUCACUUCAAUGUUUGCAGCGGCCGGAACGCUCUUGAAUGUUUCCAAGAGGGCUCAGAAUCAGGGCAAGCCUGUUCGAUACCACGUCGAUGCUUGGGACGAGAUGAUGAUGGACCGUGAUAGACGGCUUACAGGACACAUACGUGGACAAUCUUCAAACCCAGUGCCUCCAGAAGGCUUCGAAACGAGUAGCGCUUGGUACACAGAAACUACAGCAUAGCCAUACCUCAUACCAUGCUAUCUCGAAUGAAAUUGUUAUUUAGAUGCGGCGCUACAUGAUACCCGUCAGAUUUGCAGUGGGCGAAGACCCUCCCUCAAAGAAUUUACUGCAAAAGGUAUCAUGCUAACUUGCAAAGAGCCAAAACUUCAUUCAGGUAGUUCUGUUACCCGUUAACAUGCGACAAACCGUCCCAAGUCUGGUUUUUUUUCCUGACCUGGAUGAUCCACCAGUUGUAAUCGAGUAUUUGAACGUAGAAAUCUAGUUUCCUCAUAAAUACUCACAAACCUUUUAUUCCGGCG